CCCAUGAACAUGGAAAGCAAAAUACAGAUCCUGAGUUGUGUAACGACAUUUUCUGUGAUGCGUACUUACCGACCUGUUCCAACCACUGCCACAACACCCAGCACUGUCCUUUCAAAUUAGCCGAGCGGAGUCAUAUGACUUAGGACUCGGAGUUCCUGCUCCGCUGUCACAUGACCAAAGAAGAGUUUCGGGAGGAUUUGUCAGAAGGAUUUGAGUUACAUCGAUAUAGCCUGUGUGAACCCGCCGAAAUGAGCUUUCUUGGGGGAUUAUUUGGUCCUGUGUGUGACAUUGAUGUCCUCCUGAAUGAUGCGGAUACCAGGAAGACGGCAGAGUUCAAGACAGAAGAUGGGAAAGUGGAAAAGCACUUCCUGUUCUAUGACGGUGAGACAGUUUCAGGCAAGGUAAACCUCGCAGUGAAGCAGACAGGGAAAAGACUAGAACACCAGGGGAUCCGGAUUGAAUUUGUGGGUCAAAUUGAGUUGUUCAGUGACAAGAGCAACACGCAUGAGUUUGUGAACCUUGUGAAGGAGCUGGCCCUACCGGGGGAGUUGACACAGAACCGCAGCUAUGACUUCGAGUUCAUGCAGGUGGAGAAGCCCUAUGAGUCCUACAUUGGAGCCAACGUUCGACUGAGAUAUUUCCUGAAAGUAACGAUAGUGAGAAGACUGUCGGACCUGGUGAAAGAGUAUGACCUCAUAGUCCAUCAACUGGCGACAUACCCCGAUGUUAACAACUCUAUCAAAAUGGAAGUGGGCAUCGAGGACUGCUUGCACAUAGAAUUUGAAUACAACAAGUCCAAAUACCACUUGAAAGAUGUAAUUGUGGGCAAAAUCUACUUCCUCUUGGUAAGAAUUAAAAUCCAACAUAUGGAGCUACAGUUGAUCAAGAAAGAGGUGACUGGAAUAGGACCUAGUACAACUACAGAAACUGAGACCAUUGCAAAGUAUGAAAUCAUGGAUGGAGCUCCAGUUAAAGGGGAAUCCAUUCCUAUUCGACUGUUCCUGGCUGGCUAUGACCUCACUGCUACCAUGAGAGAUGUCAACAAGAAAUUCUCUGUGCGGUACUUCCUCAACUUGGUGUUAGUGGAUGAGGAAGAUAGGAGAUAUUUCAAGCAACAGGAGGUUGUUUUGUGGAGAAAGGCCCCAGAGAAACUGAGGAAACGCAAUUUUCACCACCAGCGCUAUGAGUCUCCUGAGCCUCGGGCGAUGCUUUCUGCUGAGCAGCCAGAAAUGUGAAGAACCAGGAUGAGGGAGGUGGGGUGGAGUCUCUGCAGAGCAGCAAAUUGGAAGAGUGGACAGGGGAAACCAACCAAAUAUAUUAAAACAGAUAGAGGCCAAAAAAUGACCAUGUCCUGCAAAGUCUCACCGUCUUACUUCCAUCUGAUUCUGCUGCAUCCACUACACCAAACAUUCUUCUAGCAUCUGUGGACUGUUCUUGUAAAAAAAAAUAUAAAUAAAUAAACAAACAAAAAAAAACAAAACACAAAGAAGCUAUACAAACACUGGAACAUUCAGGAGCUGCCAUUUCUUUUAUACUGCACAUUUACCCCUCUCUUGCGCCUCUUUUCCUAUUAAAAAUAAUUGCACUUGGUUAUGCAAGAAGAUCAAAAACAGGUAAAGGAAAUUGGUUUAUACACAUUUCAAAGUAUGUUCCAAUGCAUGUUGGUGGGGUAAUUUAUGACUUGAGAGUUAUGAUAUAGGCCUUUGGACCUGCUCAUAGAAACACUACAUGACAAGUGGCAUAUUGUUUGUUUUCCCUGGGUGCCAUAUUCAUAAUUUACUGCU
This is a messenger RNA of Megalops cyprinoides (Indo-Pacific tarpon), 1784 nucleotides long. Its product is annotated as vacuolar protein sorting-associated protein 26A-like. NCBI's taxonomy places the organism in Eukaryota, Metazoa, Chordata, Actinopteri, Elopiformes, Megalopidae. The record is from RefSeq and is a predicted model, not a curated record. The transcript is spliced from 9 exons. Gene Ontology annotation, biological process: retrograde transport, endosome to Golgi; intracellular protein transport. Gene Ontology annotation, cellular component: endosome; retromer complex. The coding region runs from base 171 to 1235 and encodes 354 amino acids.